AUGGGGCAGAAUCCAUUUGAAGCCAUCCUGAAGAACUACAUAUCCUUAGCUCAAUGUGUUCAGACAUUCGUAUCGCGACUGCUCCCAGUGAACCGAGAAGAGAAUCACAGCCACAAGCAGCUCCCCGCUAUGAACUCCGCCGUGUCACUAGUGUUACCUCCCUCGCCCGGAGCAUCCACCCAAACAGAGGAUCCUUAUCUCUUUCUUCAACCCAAAGAGGCUUCUUCAGACCCCACUUCCUCCAUCAGGGUAAUUUCUUAAUGAUCUUUAAGGUGCCGGUUCCGAGUUUCUUUUCAGAUGUCUGAUGCUUUCUAUGGAUCGAGCCCGUGAAUAUCAAUUAAUUUUGUUAGUUCUGCUGCGCUCUACAGGGAAACUAUGUGGUGCCAUUGACUAAAGAAGAACUCGGGAGGUGUACUUGGACUCUUCUUCACACGAUCGCUGCACAGGUUUUUAAUUCCGAUUUUGUGAUAAUUUUCUGCUCGUCUUAAAAUUAAAAUAUAACCCCAUUUUUUCAGUUCAUACGCGCAGGUUCUGCUAUUAUAGCAGAUAACAUAACAUACAUGAUUUUUCUCCUAGUGAUUUACCUCAUCAUGGCGCGAUCAUUUUUUUUUUCCGACUCUUUCCUUGGGGUGAUCCAAAUUUUCAUCUUCAGUGAUGAAAGUACACUGUGUAUCAAGCUCCAGUGAAACUUGAGCAGCUUCACGACACGAGUGAUAUCUGCCCAGUGUUGGUUUUACUAAAGCAGAUUAAGUUUUUGUCAGUUUUUUUUUUUUGAGAAAAAAAACUUACUUUAUUCUUGGUCUUUAUUACCCUUUUUGGAACAUUUAUAUAUAUAUAUAUAUUAAUUUUUAUUUUAUUUUCAGUAUCCAGAGCAUCCUACCAGACAACAGAAACGAGAUGCUAAGGAGCUGGUAAGCUGUACGCCAAUUUUCUGCUAGUCUUUUCCAUCCACAAUCAUGAAUAUUUUCUUUUGAUUGGGCACUUUAGUUUAGUCCACGGUGGGAUCAUGCAAUAUUAAUUUAGCCGGGAAGAAUGAUUUUUAAAAACACUAAAAAUUACUCAAUUUUAUGUGUAACUUAGUUUAUUUUUUCCUUUUAGCUGUUUUUUAUGUUAUAUUGCUGACUCGUCAAUUUUGUUCCCUCUUGUUCUCUCUUUUAUUAUUAUUAUUUUCUCUUAAUAGAUGGUAAUAAUAUCUCGCCUUUAUCCCUGCAAGGAGUGUGCCGAUCAUUUUAAGGAAAUUCUAAGGCGAGUAUCUCUCAUGAUUUUAUGGAUUCUGCGUCUUUUUAUCAUAUUUUCGUUUCAUUAUUUCGAAAACCCCAGAAUUCUCCUUCUAGAAAUAAACCCUAAUAAUAUGACACAGAGAAAACUGGUCAUCUGCUGUUAACUCUAUGGACCUGCACUAUUUCCCCCCCAACUGUAUCCAUAAUAUUAUGAUCCAGCGGUCUCUCUCUCUCUCUCUCUCUCUCUCUCUCUCUCUCUCUCUCUCUUGCUCUCUCUAUCUCUCUCUCUCUCUCUCUCUCUCCCUGUCUCGGUUGAGUUAUUAGACCAAUACCCCAAUAAAGUUAUUCCCUGAAAAAGAUAACUUUAUUAUUAUAGUCUCUCUCUUUCUCUCUCUCUCUACUCCACUCACUUCUUCAUGGCCGCAGAGCAAACCCCGUGCUGGCUGGGUCUCGAGAGGAGUUAUCGCAGUGGCUGUGCCACGUCCACAACGUCGUCAACCGAAGGUAAGUUCGGUGGCUUUCUCUUUCUUCCUCGUUUACAUGGAAUCAAAAGGCGGAGCCUUUGACCUCUCCCUCCUGUGACAGCCUCGGGAAGCCGAUAUUUCCCUGCCGGAGAGUCGGCGCCAGGUGGGGAAAGCUCGGUUGCGAGGACCGCGGCUGUGACGUGGACGGCGGCGACGUCAGUCCCCCGUAG
Messenger RNA from Spirodela intermedia, 1914 nucleotides. Lineage: Eukaryota; Viridiplantae; Streptophyta; Magnoliopsida; Alismatales; Araceae. The record is from the annotation of a GenBank genome assembly.